Habropoda laboriosa is the source of this 1344-nucleotide messenger RNA. Its product is annotated as galactoside 2-alpha-L-fucosyltransferase 2-like. The transcript has 3 exons. The coding region runs from base 340 to 1344 and encodes 334 amino acids. Gene Ontology annotation, biological process: carbohydrate metabolic process. The record is from RefSeq and is a predicted model, not a curated record. NCBI's taxonomy places the organism in Eukaryota, Metazoa, Arthropoda, Insecta, Hymenoptera, Apidae. Gene Ontology annotation, molecular function: galactoside 2-alpha-L-fucosyltransferase activity. Gene Ontology annotation, cellular component: membrane.
AGCAACGUUUUCGGGAAAACAUAAAGCAUCUGGUGUGGAUACGCAACAAGCGUCAAUGCACGAGAUACGCAUCGAUCUCACCGGGAAAACAUGAGUAGUAGAAUCGACGGAGUGGUGAACAAAAGCUUCGCGGAUAGCAGUGGAUUUCAAAUGAAAUGUCAAUCGUUAUUCGGGACAGAUGUUCGACGAAAAGCAAAGGACAUGGCACACCUAUAGAUACGAAAUGCCGGACUAGUGGAAGUUGAAGAGUAGAAAAUAAUAAGCAGAAAGCAGUAGAAGAUAGAAAAAAGAAUUGAUCAGUACGUAGUGACUACACCAAUACAGGAAUAAAUAAGGAUAAUGAGUCACGCUCAGCAGCAUGUACUUGCAAGUGCAAUAGUCCUUGCUCUGAUAGUGGUCUUUGGCAUCCAUGUCUUCCUGUUUCCUAUGUACACAUCCAACCCACCAGCCCAUCAUAUAAAGAUUUCAACAUACGAGCAAGCUCUUUGUCGCACCACUUUAAAGAAUGUCAGAAUACCACUAGAGUGGAGGAAUACUUGUCCCAAGUAUGGUAUAGUUUCUGUAGUCCAAGGUGGCAGGCUUGGGAAUCAAAUCUGGGAAUAUGCUUCUGUAUGGGCUACUGCAAGAAGAACUGGCUUGGAACCAUUUAUGCCACGAUGCAUAUUGAGAACGCUUGAGGAAUACUUUGAAAAUCUCAGUAUACCACCACUCAAUUAUAUUGGAAAAUGUAACUUAGACGUUAGUCAAGUUAUUAAUUCUCCUGGACAGUGGAACAGCACAGAACAAAAUAUCAUCAUACCAAGACAUGCAGCUUACUGGUCCCUUGUCUUGAUGUGGUUGGAUGAUGUACGAAGAGAAUUUACAUUUAAGCCAAACUUAAGAGCUUAUGCAGAAAGGGUACUAAAAGAGACAGCAGAGGAAUAUAAUUUGUCUGAACCAACGUUUGUAAGCAUACACGUACGAAGAACAGACUAUGUGGAUUAUCUGUGGCAGAAAUUAAAGAUUAGACCGGCACCAGUCAGCUAUUAUUUCGCGGCUAUGGAUUACUUUAUGGGCAAGUAUAGUAACGUAGUUUUUAUAGUAACUAGCGAUAAUAUAGUUUGGUGCAAGUAUAAUUUGCAUAGUAAACGACAUAGAAUCAAAUUUGUGUCCGAUGUGGAUGCAAGGGGUCCAGGCAAAGACCUCGCGGUUUUAUCAGCAUGUAAUCACAGUAUUAUAGAUUAUGGUACGUAUGGUUCAUUUGGCGCAAUUCUUGCCGCUGGUGAAACUGUCGUGUACAAUGUAACGACAUACUUUUCUACGUUAAUUGCCAAAGUUUUGCCAAACUGGACGAUAAUGAGUUGA